This is a messenger RNA of Myripristis murdjan (pinecone soldierfish), 5462 nucleotides long. It is a transcript of the gene radil, whose product is annotated as Ras association and DIL domains. The coding region runs from base 199 to 3930 and encodes 1243 amino acids. The transcript has 20 exons. Gene Ontology annotation, molecular function: GTPase binding. NCBI's taxonomy places the organism in Eukaryota, Metazoa, Chordata, Actinopteri, Holocentriformes, Holocentridae. Gene Ontology annotation, cellular component: microtubule. Gene Ontology annotation, biological process: substrate adhesion-dependent cell spreading; signal transduction; neural crest cell migration. The record is from RefSeq and is a predicted model, not a curated record.
CAUUCCUGCACCUGCACACAUAGGCACUUUAUCAUGUCAUCUUUGUAAAGGCUGCCACGGUGUGGGUUUAUCUGCCAUCAUCAUCAUUUAUCAUUGUCUGUUUAUGGAGGAUUAAUUUUUACAGCAUUUUCAGCAGAAAACAGAAAAAGACUUUGUUCACAAUGCCUUCCAGUACCUGUAAUAACUGUGCCGGAAGUGAUGGUUGUAGCUGUGCAUCUCUCCUGCAGUAUUAAGUAUAGUCUGUGUGCAUGUGUGCAUGGGUGUGGGUGUUCAUAUGUGUGCUUGCUUGCCAGUUGUGGAGUGUGUCAAACCAACAGCAGCAUCAUGUUCUACGGUUCUUCAUCUGGGGCCAGCAUGUCCCUACCAUCCAAGAGCCGCCUGAAACGCCAGAGUAGGACCUUCACACAGGUCUUGUACCGUACUCUGAGCUACCGAGACCGUGUCCCAGCGGAAGGUGGCACAAAUACUCGUGGGGACCGGCGUUCUGUGACUGAACCCCCAGAGCGCCCAGCCGACGACCCGGCAGAACUGUCCACUCAGAGCUCCGCCCCCGGGGUGCUGAAGAUCUUUGGAGAUGAAAUCUGUGCUGGUGCCAACUACAAGAGCGUGCUGGCCACGCCACGCUCCAGUGCGCAGGAGCUGGUCAAAGAGGCUCUCGAGCGCUACUCUCUCAACAAGGCCGCCGCCCACUCUUACGUCCUCUGUGAUGUGAUUGGACGCUUGGAAGGGGGGGGCGCAGGCGGGAUUGGAGGAGGGGGGUGGCGGACAGAAUGUUUGCGAGCACUUGGGGACAAUGAAAAGCCGCUUUUGCUCCAAGAACUGUGGAAGCCCAGAGAGGGACAUGCUCGUAGGUUUGAGUUACGCAGGAGAGCAGAGGUGGAGGAGCUCAACGCCAAGGAUAAGGAUACUGUCACUGCUGGGACCAAAACCCCCCAAUUCCUGGCGGCUCUAAUGGGUCGAUCUGGGCUGGGCAAACACAGGAGCUCCCCCCUGCGGUCUGGUCGAGUGGCACAGUCCAGCUCUAAAGAUAUUAAUGCCCAGGCUCGCAAGCUUCAGAGGAACAGAGCGAAGGGGACCCUGACCUUGCCCCGGCAUAGCAACUCAUCCUUCUGCCGCAGCCUUAGCGAGACCAGCCUCAACCAGCUGGGAGUGGGAGAGGAGCCCAAGCGUUAUUACUCCACCCUGCCAGGACCCCUGAGGACCCGGGUGGGUCGAGAGCGCGAAGGGGCUUCCAGUGGGCGGAGAAAAGAAGAGGGGAGUCAGGGGUCAGGAGGGGUGAAACACUCUCUCUACCAGUCGCCACACUUGCUGCUGCUACAGGGAUACAACAGACAGGACUGCCUGGUGUAUCUGCUGAACAGGGAGCAGCAUACAGUUGGUCAGGAGACUCCGUCAGCUCGCCCCAACAUCUGUCUGUCUUCUCCUGACAUCCUGCCCCUCCACUGCCGCUUACGCCGGGUCCCUGCACCUCGUCGCCACACCAACACCAACAAGGGAGAAGACCCUGCGGAGAGUCAGCGCUUCUGCAUUGCCAUCGAGCCCGUUCUUCAUGCCACAGUCCUGGUGAACUUCUCCCGCUGUGAGCGCUCCACCACGUUGCGACAUGGGGACCUGCUGUCCUUUGGGGCGCACUACAUCUUCUUGUACAAGGACCCCAUGGGCGCCAAGCCACUGCCUGCUCAGACCCUGGCACGCCUACGCACCUUGGGACAGCUUUAUGACACAGGGGUGGAGGAAGUGGAGGGAGGGGCUCCAACCUGUAAGAUGUGUGGCUCGGUGCUGAAGGAGAGAACAGCACAGGUGUCAAGUGUUCCAGCUGUCAGACGCAGCUUCAAGCCCCACCUAGUGAAACCCCGCAGCGUGGGGAGCACAGCUGGAGGGUCACUCAGUGUGGCGGGAAGAGGAGGAGGUGGUCAGAAGAGGAGGCUACAGCUGGAAUUUGACCAAGCACACGAGGACCAGCUGUUGAACAGGAUCGUGUCCCUCAUUGAACCUGGAGGGGACGACCACAAGCUGACGCCGGCCUACCUGCUGUGUUUGUGCAUACAACACUCUGCCUCAACCUUCCCGCCUGGGAGCUUCGGAAAGCUGCUGCUCAAGAUCGUCCGACGCAUCCAGACAAUUGCGUGGGAGAAGACAAAGGAGCUGGCACAGAAGCAAGCUCAGCACCAGGACCCGGCCUCCCUGUCUUUGCUCACUAUCUCAGACCUGGUCCCAGACCUGCAGACCAUCUUCUUCUGGAUGUCCAACUCCAUAGAGAUCCUCUACUUUAUACAACAGAGAGCACCUGCUUACACACACAGCAUAGAGAUACUGCAAGGGUCAAAGGAGUCGUUGCUAUCGGCGACCAUAUCAGCCAAUGAGGAGGCAAUGACCAUCUUGGAGGAAGUGAUCAUGUACACAUUUCAGCAAUGUGUCUACUAUAUCACCAAGUCUCUUUAUGUAGUCUUACCAGGUCUCUUAGACUGUAAUCCAUUCCCAGUCGACAACUCUGAGCCCUGUUGGAAAGGAGGUGUGGGGUUUCCUGAACCUGUUCGCAGGGUCCUACAGGUGUUUCAGAGCGCCCAGGAGCUGCUCCAGGGCUACUUGGUUCACCCAGAGAUUCAGGCUCAGAUGUUUGCCUACCUCUUCUUCUUCUCCAAUGUGUCACUCUUUAACCAGCUAAUGGACAAAGGAUCUUCACGGGGCUGGUUCCAGCGCUCCAAAGUGUUGCAGAUUCAGGCGUGUCUGAGGAUGGUUAUGGAGUGGGCUGGCAGGUCAGGCCUGGGACACCUGGCCGACAAAUUCUUCACCAAACUCAACAGCGCUGUGUCUAUAUUGGCCACGCCCCCCCAACAGCUCAAACAGUUGAGUUGGAGGGUGCUGUCCAGCGAGCACUCCUCUCUGAAGCCGGUCCAGCUGCACAGGCUGCUCACCCAGUACCAGCUCACAGCUGAGAUGGGCCCAGUCCCAGUUUGGCAACCCAGCAGUGAAGAUGAGGCUUACAUAUACAGAACUGUGGACCUCCUGGAGAGCUUCGAGAACCACCCUCCAAUAGUGCUGCCCAGUGCUGGCUUUAAAGUGGACCUGGACAGCGAGUGUGUGGAGGACAGCAUCUACCGACAGCUGCUCUACAUACGCCACUACCUCUGGGGGCUCCGCACUAAGACACAAACACACACCGCCGCUCCUAGUGUGCACACACACUCCAAUGGAACCAACACAGCUGACUGGCCGGAUGUCCAGAGGGAGUUGCUGCCUCCAGCCCACAGCAGCCCCCGUUCUGGGGGUCCUGGGGAUGAAGUGGUAGUGGAGAAAGGGGAAGACAGAGGAAGGGACAAACCCUCUGGCCCGUCACACUGCAGCCUCAGGAGAAAUGGCACUAUCCACCACCCACGGCCAGCAAAUCCUGACCCUUCCUGCCUCCUGACUCCCCCUAAUACCCCCUUGUACCCAGAGGGGGGUGGGCCAGGGCCAGUCCUAGGCCACAACACACAGACUAAUGGCUGCAGUAGCAGGAUUAUGGCAGAAUGUAAAAAGACCAACGGACUCAUCACCAAUGGACUGGAAGGGUGUAUUAGUGGGUGUGACUUUCCUUUCCCUGUACCUUCCCCUGGCGCCCCUCCCCUUCCUGAUGACUUGUGUGUGGUAUUUGUAGUGGAACUGGACAAGGGACCCUACGGACUGGGCAUGGGACUCAUCGAUGGCCUGCACACUCCUCUCAACGCCCCAGGUAUCUACAUCCGGACUCUGAUCCCUGACGGCCCCGCUGCCUCUGACGGUCGGCUGCGGAUCGGAGACCGCAUCCUGGCCGUCAAUGGAACUAGUCUGAUAGGAGCAGACUACCAGAGUGCGGUGGAUCUGAUUCGGUUGGGAGGGGGUCGGCUGCGUUUCCUGGUAGCAAAGUCUGACCUGGAGGUCUCUGAGAAGAUCAGUGCCUCCUCCUGCUGACUGCCUCCCAGCGCCACUGCCCUGCUAACACACACCAACACACACACAUACACACAACACAGGAUGGGGAAGGGAGGAGAGAGAGGGGUAUCUGCGAAGAUGAAAAGGAUACAGAGACACAGGCAUGCAUGUGCACUCCAACACCCACAUGCAGACACACACAUACAACACACAUCAUGAAAUAUGAAUGUGAACCCUAUAGCAUCAGCACAGAACAAAGCCAAGCAAUCAAACUGGAGGUGCACCCCAGGAGGACUCCACUCCGCCGCUGCAGGACCCGCCUCCUACGCCUCCUAACGUCUGCUCCUGCUGUGUCCAUGUGACAGACAGGAUUCCUAACUUACCGCAGCAUGAGAGCAAUACGCCAAACUGAUCAGCAGCUGAGGUGGGCUAGGUCCAGCCAGCCAGCCAGUAUGCAGUCUGAUGUCAUUUAAAGCACAGUAGAUUGUAGGAUGAUCAUUUCUUAACUGGCAGCCCCUGGAGCGUGUGUGCAUAUUAGACUCCUCGGGGCUACAUUUUCAACCUGGCAAAAAUACACACAUAUAUAUAUAUUUGAAUCCAACAGUUUUGGGACAAUUUGCAUUAGUUAUUCCAGAAGUAGCAUGUUAAAUUAGCUACCAAACAAAAUGGCACAGCACUCUGAAACACUUCGAUGCCACUUGACAAUAUCAUGCAUCACAACUCGAAAUAAAAUCAUUUGCAGAAAAGAAAGAAAAAAAAAAAGAAAAAAAAUGUGAACAAAGUUAAAACAUGGCCUCAGUGAAACGUGGAUGUUUUACAUAGUGCUUUUGGAAUGGAAUGUUUUUAUUAAAAAAAAAAAACAAAAAGAACAAAAAAAAAAAAAACUUGUUUUACAGUUGUUAGUAGGUCCCAAAGCACUAUCAGUGUAUGCUGAAUGGACUAAACCAUUGUGUAUGAAUGUUUACUUUUGUACUCAAGAGUACAAGAGCGAUUCAGGCUGGUGAGGAGAAGCAAACUCAAGAAUGUCAUGAUCCAGCCCGGCUCUCAAGUCACUUAUAACCUUAUCAUUUAACAUUACCUCCACUGAAAACAAAAAAAGAACCGUCAAGGCUUGAUACACAUACAGGGAUUGUGCAAGGAGUGUGGGACAUCGUUUAUCGAUCGGCCGACACAUACAGAUGUCCGUAAAACAUUCUUUAAUCAAAGUUUCUCAUAGGUUCAGCUGCACAAUCCCUGAUGUGUAUAAACCACACCUUCAUUGUGAAUAUAUUCUGUAUGUAUCUGGUUAAAAGGUGUAAAUACUUGUAAAUACUUAACAUUUGGUCACAUUCUUGGACAUUCAAAAGAAAAAAAAAAUCCAUAUGGACAGCUACUGAAGAUCAACAUUUUUUUAAACAUCUUGUCAGUUUAACACUUGAACAGUUUUACUCACUUUGCAGUAACAUUUGUUUUACUUGGUGCGUUCCAGUUUGUAUGCAAUCAAUGCUUUUUUCCAUGCAUGUCUGUUCUUCUCUGUUCAGUAUUUAUACUGUUUAGAUUGACAGCACUUAAGAAUAAAGAAUUGGUGAAUA